This is a messenger RNA of Labeo rohita (rohu), 2255 nucleotides long. RefSeq lists its product as uncharacterized. NCBI's taxonomy places the organism in Eukaryota, Metazoa, Chordata, Actinopteri, Cypriniformes, Cyprinidae. The record is from RefSeq and is a predicted model, not a curated record. The transcript is spliced from 6 exons. Bases 875 to 2044 code for a protein of 389 amino acids.
GUCAGUGGGAGACUUUUUGAGGGUAACUGGCGGGUCCAGAGCAGGUUUCAGACAGAUCUUACACCACCACUUGAAGGUGCCUUUUUAUCAACAGAGUUUGAUAAGGACGUCUACAUUACUCAGUUAGUACAGCGACUGGAGAGUCUGCACAUGUCUGCGGUAGUGAACACACAACAGGUAUCGAUGUUUCUUCUGCAUAUGAAGUUACUUGAGCUGCCACUGUAACUGAGUAUUAUAUGAAGAGUUCAGAUGCAAAACCAGCUAAAUGUCAUCUCGGUCAAAAAUGAGUUAAUGAUACUGAGUGAAUGCUCCUGACACAUAGUAUACGUCCUUCGAAUAUUUUUACUUCAAACUUGCUAAAUUCCAGCCUCAGCCCAAUCAGAAAUACCAGUACUUACAUAGAAACCUAUACAAAGUAGCCAGAAAGAAAUGCUCAUUUUAAAGAAAAACACUGGAUUUAGGAUUUAGAGGCUUUUGCAUCUGAACUCUUAUAUAUACAGUUGAAGUCAAAAGUUUACAGAAUCUACAAAAUGUUAAUUAUUUUAACAAAACAAGAGGAAUCAUAGAAAUUGAAUGUUUUUUUUAUUUAGUACUGACAUGAAUAAGAUAUUUCACAUAAAAGACAUUUACAUAUAGUCCACAAGAGAAAAAUAACACUGUUCAAAAGUUUACAUACGCUUGAUUCUUAAUACUAUGUUGUUACCAGAAUGAUCUACAGCUGAGUUUUUUUGUUUAGUGAUAGUUGUUCAUGAGUCCCUUGUUUGUCCUGAACAGUUAAAAACAGUUUCUGUUCUUCAGAAAAAUCCUUCAGGUCCCACAAAUUCUUUGGUUCUUCAGCAUUUUUUGUGUAUUGGAACCCCUUCCAUCAACGACUAUGAUUUUGAGAUCCAUUUUUUCCAUUCAUAUGCAACUAUUACAGAAGGUUAAAAGGCUCACUGAUGCUUCAGAAGGAAACACGACCGGGGGUAAAAACUUUUUGAAUUUGAAGAUCAGGGUAUCUUUGGUAGGCAGCAUUUCUAAUGGCUGUACGGCACAAGAACCAACCACCUGUUGCAGCCAAACAAAAUCAUCCCAAGUCUCAAAGCAACAUCAUAAAACCCAGUUAAGGAUGCUGUCACACAGAUGGCAGAGGCUUGGUCUUCAGCCUCCAAUCCUCUGGGACACACAAGAACACAAACCUGAGGUAAAAACCAGACCAGAACUGGAAAUCCACCCCAUACAGGUCAGCCGCAUUGUUUCUCCAAAAGAUGAGAUCAAGAAAAUCAGUAAUUCCUUUUGUAGCAGAUCCAAUAUUGAACCUCUUGGAGGAAAUGCUACUGAACCUUCAGUCGAAUCUGAAAACAGUGACCUCUCUGAUCAAGAGAAAGACAAUAAUCCAAUACUAAAAUGGGAAACUCCUGUAGAAUUGGACCUGAGGCCAGACUCAUUUGAUAGAGAUCUCGAACCUACAGAGACUGGAGAGCAAGUGUAUCCCGAGGUUCUUCCAUUUCCACUCAAAGAUCUCGACUUUAGUCAGUUGCAGUGCACAGCGGAUGAUUCGGAGAGCCAGCACGACCCUUGUCUCACCGCUAUGGCUGCACGCUUGAUAAAGCUGGAGAAACUUCAGACUGCGACUAUACAGAAAGAACAAGGAAAAGCAGUCAGAUCUCGUCCGGCAACUGCUUUGGUUCGAAGCACCAAUCGUCUGAGACGUAUAGAAAGCCCUUGCUCUCAGGUAGAACUCUUGAGGACUAAAAGCAAUUCAGUUUUAGAUGUAACAAAACUCACCCUUUCUUCAAGCUCUCAUUCAAAGUCUACGCAUCGCAAUCGCCCCUCGCAAAAUGAGAAGGUGUUAAUUGGAUUUCAGCAACCGUCAGCUUUACCUAAGAAACCACACUCUGGUGUGGUCAGAUUAAAGACUGCUAAAGCCCUUGUUCAAGAUCUUGUUCAUUUGAACAGUAGUCCAAAGAGAUGCAAACCCACAAAGAAAGCCAUGAUAAAGCCUCAGAAGACUUCUUCUGAAAAGACUAAUGUUCCCGCUAAAGCUUUUUGCAGGAAAACAUGAUAUAAUUAUUUUUAAGGGUUUUAAGCUUGGGGUUUGACAGUGUGUUAUUACCUGUGUGCAUGUUACUGUAUUUAAUGUUGCAAAUUCAAUACAAGUCGAGGUACAUCAACAACAUUUGUGGCAUGCUGUCAGUUACCACAAAAAAAAACAUCUUACACGGUAACCCAAAACAUUUCUUUAGAAGCUCUUUGUUUUAUUUGUGGGCUUUUGU